This is a messenger RNA of Xyrichtys novacula (pearly razorfish), 347 nucleotides long. The record is from the annotation of a GenBank genome assembly. Lineage: Eukaryota; Metazoa; Chordata; Actinopteri; Labriformes; Labridae.
AUGCUGAAGCCUGGAGAUAUGGUGCGUCUCAGGGACAUCUCUACAGGCACAUGGAGACAAGAGGGACAGGUGGAGGAGGAAGUUGCUCCACGCUCCUUCAGGAUCCAAAUGGAGAAUGGAACGUCUCUGAGGAGGAAUCGCACGGAUCUUCAACUACAGCCGACUGGAAAAGACACUACAGCUCAGGAGAUGGUUCAGCAGGACACGGCUGAAUCUAAAGAGUUAACUAACAGUGGUCUGACAGCAGCGUCUGCAUCACCGGCUGCUGCAACACCUUCCAAACUGUCGACAUUGCCAAGUGUCGAAAAACUAACUAGACCUAAGAGGCAUGUUCAGCCACCUAAGAG